AUGGAUGACCUCGAUUAUCGUGCUAUCUCACCAGUCAUCAUGAAGGAGAUGUCCAGCAGACAACGAUUUGUUCGAUUUGAGGAAAGACUAGACACGAGUGACAUGUCAUCUGACAUGAUGUUGAAAAUAGCACAUGGUAAGAUUGAUGUUCACAUCCCCACCCUAAGAGAAAAUCAAAGCUAAGAGACCUAUACAGGCCCAGAAGAAAAAAAAAAUCUGAUUGAAGCACAAUACUUCCCGCAAAACCAGGUUGCAAAGGACUUACGCACAUGCUCAUGACCAUAGAACGCGCGUAAUUAAUGUCAGUCAAAGACAAUUUUAUUUUGGUCAUGUUGAGCAGAAGAGCCGGUCGUAGUUCUGUAAACUAGUACUAGAAUGGAACAAUUAUUCAUGGCUGCAACGAACUGAGAAGGCGUGACCAUCCAGGACGCACAGAAGUGCAUAUGUUUAAUUUGUUUCUUUUAAAAUUGAUAAAGUAAGAGUUGUCUCGUUUGCAGUCGUUCGUUUGGUUUUCACGCGACCCUUCCCCCAAGAGAACGGGGGGGUGACAUCAUGAAGCAUUGCGUGACAUUCCUUAGCACGACUGUGAAGGAGACUAGAGAAAGAGUAAUUUUAGCCUGUGAGGCCCUCGUUAUUAACGCUUCGGGACGAUCAUUUCUGCGCCCGCGAGAAAGUAUGAGGCCUCGUGCACCGCAAGCGGGCGAGAGGCCUUGGCACUGAUAGUGCCAGACCCCCGGCAAACCUCUCCCCGACUCGUCUCCAAUCUUCCCGCGGGCGGAGAAGUUCUGGUCCUGCAGCGCUUAUCAUGAGGGCCUGCUAACAGAUUGAAGUAGUUAAUGAGCGUUUUUUUUUGAAGGAAAAUAUUUGAAUGCCUGGAAAGGAGUGCCAUUCUUGAAGGAUUGUCUUAGUCUCGCAAUAGUGCAGAAGUUAUUUUGGGAAGAGAAGCCUCAGACAGUCAUCGAGCUUGGCGCAUGGAAGGGUGGAUCAGCCUUGUGGUCAGCAGAUAUGCUGAAAAUUUUAGGUGUGAAGUCACAUGUCUUUUCUAUGGACAUUGAUCUUUCUCUUCUGGAUCCAGUCGCCAAGGAAUGCCCUGAUGUAACUUUCAUUGAAGGAAAUUCGAAUGAAAUCGAAAAAUGCUUCCCUCCAGAAUUGCUUCAGGUAAGAAAACAUAUUGCCAAUUAUCAUCCAUCAACUUGGGAAUAUCCGGUGAUAUUUGCGCGCGAUUAUUCUAGUCGUGUCACGUGAUCUUAUAUGUCGCAGCCAUAACUUGGGAAUAUCCGGUGAUAUUUCCCAAAUGAGAUUCGCUAAUUUCUAGAUAUGUUUCUUUUCUUCGUUAUGAAUCCAAUUCACGAUGAGAGAGGGUUUUUUUGUUGUUACAGAAGAAGGGACAUAUGUGUCUGUUAAUGAAGUCGUACCAAAAAAGAUUUGACGGAUGCCAAACAAAGGAACCUUCGUUUGGUGCGAAAAUAUACUCGUAGAUUUGUCCUUGGACAUUAUCUGUUCCUCGUUGCUCACAGUUCUCCUCGAGUUUCGUUCUCGGAAUACUGCUCGCCUCUGAGAACAGAUGAUUUCCUAGCAUACUUUCUGGCCGGACGGAGGCUGUUGUUUAUAUUUUACUGAAUUUGAUGAUCUAUCUCUAACAAAGCUUAAAUGUAAGAGAAACCGAAUUUGAGCCAAGGUAACUUUCACCCACAGACUCUCCCACAUCCUUGGUUCAUUACCGAAGACGUGCAUAUUAAUAUAGUUGAAGUACUGAAAUACUUUGACAAAUUUACGGAGCCUGGUGACUACAUCUGUGUAGAAGAUACUAAUCCAUUAGCACCAAACCAGCCUGGCCAGGGACUAAUCAAAGAGCUUGGGUAUACUCCGUUUGGACAUUCGAAACUUGAUAAGUUAAAGGAAUUUAUGAAAACUCACUCAGAGAGAUACCUUGUUGACCAACUAUAUACAGACCUCUUUGGGUGAGUGUUGAGUUCACAUAUUAAAAAUCAGCUUCAAAUUAAAGGCAAUAGCUACAAGAAAAACCUGGCGAUAAGGGACCGAUUAUUAUUUUUCACCUGAGGUGAGGGGGAGGGUCGGAGGAUUUUGGCCUUAACGUGUUUUCUACAUCCUACAUUUCACAUGGUGCAAAGCUUAACUAAGCUGUAAAACACGUGAUAGAUUUUUGGACCAAAUCCUCAAGCUGUUGCCCUCGUAAUCCAGGUUCGGAAACGGAAAUAAAUUUCAAACGCUAUUAAGGAUGAAGACGGGUAUGAAAAAUGAUGUUUGGUCUGAAAGACGAUCAUGCAGGAUCUGGAAAACCGGGUGGAACAACCUUUACUAAGAAUUGCGAAGACUAUUUCCCCAUCUCAUUCAUAUUUUGGACCGAUCUCAUAUCAAUGACAUUUUAGUCCCUGAGAAUUUUUCGUUAUUUGAGAAACGAUGAAUUCUGUGACAACAAUUAUUCCACAGGCCGCCUAUUUCCUUUGUCACCGACCACCCACCCCCAUCGGGAGCACUCGUUAAAUCCCCCCCCCCGGGGUUUCUUUCGCUUUGGGAUGACAUUUAAAAGAAAUUUUAUUGGCUGUGAACAGACUAACAAAGAUUCAUAUUUGAUAAUGACGGUGGAUUUUUUUGCUUUUGUAUGGCAGGUAUAAUGUUACAUGGAACUCAAACGGUUUCCUCAAACGCGUUUAG
Pocillopora meandrina is the source of this 2676-nucleotide messenger RNA. NCBI's taxonomy places the organism in Eukaryota, Metazoa, Cnidaria, Anthozoa, Scleractinia, Pocilloporidae. The record is from the annotation of a GenBank genome assembly.